AUGCAGAAAUUCAGCUGUCCUGAGCACUUCAUCCACAUGAUACAUCAACUCCAAGCUGGAAUGAUGGCGCCUGUCACGAAAUAUGGGACAGUUCCUGAAGCCUUCGCAGUGACCAAUGGAAGGAAUCAGGGCUGUGUCCUCAUGCCUACUCUCCGCAGUCUCAUGUUCUUUGCCAUGCUGAUGGAUGCCUACCGUGACGCGUAUCCCGGGAUCCGCAUCAGCUAG
This is a messenger RNA of Dibothriocephalus latus, 225 nucleotides long. NCBI's taxonomy places the organism in Eukaryota, Metazoa, Platyhelminthes, Cestoda, Diphyllobothriidea, Diphyllobothriidae. The record is from the annotation of a GenBank genome assembly.